Molecule: messenger RNA, 3428 nt
Organism: Dermatophagoides pteronyssinus (European house dust mite)
Lineage: Eukaryota; Metazoa; Arthropoda; Arachnida; Sarcoptiformes; Pyroglyphidae
Source: RefSeq, a predicted model, not a curated record
UGUAUGUUGUCUUCAUUUUUUUAUCUUUUUGGUUUGUUGCGAUUAUCACAUAUAUGAAUGUCUAUGUGAUUUGUUCGAAACGGAAAAAAGAAAACCAAAAAGAGAGAGAGAGAGAGAGAGUGAAUAAUCAAAACUUAAGAUUAUAUUCAUGGAUAUGAAAAUUUCAUUACCGAAAAAUUCAUCACCAAUCAUUCAGCAAUCGUUGAUGCAAUCAUCAAUAAUUGAUAACAAUAACAACAACAGCAGCAGCAGUAGUAGUAAACAGGAUUCAAUAAUUGUAGAUAAUCUACAAUCAAGUCAACAACAACAAUAUAGUGAAACAACAUUGGCAUUGAUUGAAGAAUUUCAACAUUUUAAAUUACAGAUUAACGAACAUUUACGAGAAUUGGAAACAUUAUUGGAACGUUUCAAAUCAAUCAUUAGAAUUAAUUAUCCAAUCGAUCGAAACUUGGAACAAUCAAUGAUGAACAAAUUGGCUACAUCGACAACAUUAUCCGCUACAAGAACUGAAUUAUCAUCGACUAGAAUAGAUAAUGGUAGUGAUGAUAUACGUACCGUUUUGACCGAUAUUGAUCAACAUUUAUCUAUAUUGAAAGAGAUUGAACAACGAAAUUCAUUUGUUUGUGAAUCAUUUUCACGAGAAAUACGUUCACGCGAUGAAGCAUUGUUGGAAAAAAUGCGUCAAAUUAACAUGAUGAAUCAUGAAUUGGCUACAAUGCAGGCCAAAAUACAACAUUUGAUUAUGAAAAAUUCACAACUUGAAAAUGAAAUAAAAUAUUUCAAGACAGCAUCAUCGUUUACAAACACUGAAGCAUCAUCAACACCGGUCGGUGUUAAUGAUUUGGAACGAAUCCAUCAUCAGAUCAUUAUGGAUCAACAUCAUCAUCAUCAUUCACAGCAACAGGGACAGGGACAAAUGGGACAUGGAUCGUUGAUCGGUUGCCAAGGCCAACCAUUGCAGCCACCGCCACCACCAUCACCAUUAACGUCGAUGACAAUCGAAUCAAAACUAAUGAAUAAUAACGGUCAAUCGAUCCAAAUGGAACGAAAAGCUUCCGAACCGUUAGUUCUUUCCGGAGUAUCUAUAAUGCCGGACAUUCGUCAUAAUCGAUCAUCAAUUAUGGACAAUGUCAAUGAUGAUGAUGAUGAUAGAAUCAAUGAUGAGCAUCGAGUGAAAAAGCCAUUGACAUCAAAAGGUCCAGUACCGCCACAACCAUCAUCAUCAAUGUCGAGAGAAAAUGAUCAGCAAAAAGAUGCCAUAUAUCAUGAUCUUCUCUUACAAUAUCGUAAAAUUGAGCAACUUAUACAGCAAGGGCGUACAUAUAAAGUGAAUGAUUAUUCAAAUAAUGGAGCAAAUUCAUCAUUGAAUGUUGAUGAUGAUGAUAAUAAUGCAAACACUAGCUAUCAGCAACAGCAAUCAAUGCUAAAACAUGUUGAUCAAUCGAUAAUGAUGAGGAAUAUAGAUGGAACAAAUGGAUCAUCAUUGAUAGAUAAUGAUAGUGCUAUGAAAGAAACCGAACAAUCAUCAUUGAUUAAUACACCGGCUACUGUGGUGGAAGUUCCAUUAAUGUCGAAUCAUCAUUUGACAACAAAUCAACAAGAUAAUCAACAUGAACAGCAGCAAGAAGAUAAAAUAAGAGAUGAACAAAAAUCGGUCGAUAAUAAUACCAAUCAUCAUAAUCAACAUCAUCAACAAUCAUCUGUAAUAAUCGAUGAAAAUGAAGAUGUUGUUGCCACAUCGAUCAAAGCAUAUGAACAUUUCGUAAAAAUGCAACAUGAUUUGGAAACAUUGAUGAAAAAAGAAAAUGAAUAUCGUAAUCGAAUCGUCGAAUUAGAACAGGAAAAUCAACGAUUAGAUCAGAAGGUCAAAGAUGAUGAAUUUAGUCUUAGUGAUGUUCAAUAUGAAUUGGACAUACUAAAACAUAAUUACGAACUUGAGAUUGAAAGUUUUAGUACCGCAAUUAAUGAACGGGAAAGUUUGAUUGAAAAAUUGCAACAAAAAAUGCAAAGUUUGAAAGGUCGUUAUGUUAAAUUGGAUGAACGGCUAAAAGCAUCGGGAAAAACUGAGAUCGAAUUACAGGCAAGAAUUGAAGAAUUAGAAGGACGAUUAAAAUAUGAAGAACUAAAGGAACAGACAUUGAUCGAUUCAAGAUUAAAUGAAAUGAAACAAAAACUUGAUGAUCAACAGCAUGAUUAUCAAGUUGAGAUUAAUAAUCUAAAAACUGAUUUAGCAUGCGCCGAAUCUGUAACAAAGGAAUUAAGAUCAAAAAUUGAUGAACUUGAAACAUCAUUGAAAAAUAUGGCAUCGGCUGAAUUUGAAGAUGAAUUUGUUUAUUAUAAGAAUCAAAUUGAUAAUUUGGUGAAAGAAUUGGAUAAAGAAAAACAAGAACGACAAAGACAACAGGAACAAUUCGAACAGACUAUUCGUUUGAAAGAUAAACAUUUAGAUCAGGCCAAAGAACAAAUGAAAAAGGAGAAAGAUUCAAUGAUACGCGAAAAAACUGAAUAUGAACAACGUUUCCGUAAAAUGAUGACUAAAAUGAAAUCAAAAGAAACAGAAAUCAAACAAUUACAGGAAAAAGUGAUGACUUUGAAUGAAAAAUUCAAACCACAACAACAACCGGAUAAAUCUGAUUCAGAAUCAAAUACCGGAAACAACAACAACAACAGCAGUGAUCGAACCGAGGGACAAUUAAUGGCCGAGUUAGCAUUGAAUGAAAUAAAAUUAAGUGAAAUGACUAAUCGUUUGGAUGAUCAACAGGAACAAUUAAAAGAAAUGGGAAAUCAAUUAGAAAAUGAACGACAACGACGAAGACAGUUGGAAACAUUCUAUUUAAAUUCAUUGAAUAAUCAUCAUAAUGGUGAUGUUGAUUAUCAAUAUUAUCGUAUGUUUAUGGAUAACGAUGAUACUGGUAUGAAUUUAAUUCAUAAUCUAAAUAUUCAGAAAAAUGGUAAACUUCGUUCAAUGGAUUUCUGGCAACAGGAUGAUGAUCAUCAUCAUUAUGGCAGCAAUAAUAAUGCAUAUCAUCCAUAUUCACAAUCAAGUUUGGCAUUAUCAAUGGAUGAUAUUCAUCAACAACAAUCAUUCAGUGGACAUAAUGAUAAUGAAAUGUCAUUCUCUACAGCUACAAAACGUUGGCUACGACGACAGAAAAAUAUUCUAUUAUUUGGUCAAACACGAUCCAAAGUGAAUCGUCUAAUUAUUAUUGUCUAUUUGAUAUUGAUUCAUUAUCUUAUUUUCCUUUAUUAUUAUUCCGAUACCAAUCAGCAUCAAGCUAAUGAUGAUAAUGAUGGUGAACAACAAUUCAUCAUUCAAAAUGAACCACAAUCAUCAUUCAUCGUACAGGAUGAUGAUCCUUAAUUUGGUCAAAUCUUCAAUCAUAAUCAUAAUCUUGAUUACAUUUAUUUCCAUUUAUUAUUCCAUUAGA